Molecule: messenger RNA, 1737 nt
Organism: Syngnathoides biaculeatus (alligator pipefish)
Lineage: Eukaryota; Metazoa; Chordata; Actinopteri; Syngnathiformes; Syngnathidae
Gene: has3
Product: hyaluronan synthase 3
Exons: 5
Coding region: 44-1708 (554 amino acids)
Biological process (GO): hyaluronan biosynthetic process; extracellular matrix assembly
Molecular function (GO): hyaluronan synthase activity
Source: RefSeq, a predicted model, not a curated record
CCUUGGGGGGAGACAAAGACAGCGGGUCCACUGGAUCACCAAGAUGACCUGUCGCCGCAGGAAUAUGUUGAAGAUUGUGGUCACCACCCUUUUUGCAGCAGUGGUUAUCUUCACCAUCCUGCUAGCUUAUAUCACAGGCUACCAGUUCAUUCAAACUGAGCAGCACCACCUGUCCUUUGGCCUCUAUGGUGCGUUCCUCUCCCUCCACCUUCUCCUUCAGAGCCUUUUUGCCUUUCUUGAGCAUCGUCAGAUGAAAAUCCCCACCCGCCCUCAACAUCUUCGCCGCUCUGUGGCUCUCUGCAUCGCUGCUUACCAGGAGGACCCAGACUACCUAAGGAAGUGUCUGCGCAGUAUCAGACGGAUUUCUUUCCCAGGACUGAAAGUAGUGCUUGUGGUGGAUGGGAACAGACCAGAAGACCGCUACAUGAUGGACAUUUUCCAGGAGGUGAUGGGUGGUGCUGAACAAGCGGGCAGCAUGGUGUGGAAGGGAAACUACCAUAGUGAUGGGAGCAGUGGAGGGGGUGGAAGGAGCACGGUCCACAUGGAAGAGGCGAUACGAGUGACGCGCCUGGUCAGAGGUUGCCGCUUUACCUGUAUCAUGCAGGAGUGGGGAGGGAAGAGGGAGGUGAUGUACACGGCCUUUAAAGCACUUGGGGACACUGUGGAUUACGUGCAGGUGUGCGACUCAGACACAGUUCUAGAUCCAGCAUGUACCAUCGAGAUGCUGAAGAUCUUUGAGGAUGAUGCAGCAGUGGGAGGGGUUGGAGGAGAUGUACAGAUCCUUAACAAGUAUGACUCAUGGAUCUCCUUCCUCAGUAGUGUGCGCUACUGGAUGGCCUUUAACAUUGAGCGUGCCUGCCAGUCCUACUUUGGAUGUGUCCAGUGUAUCAGUGGCCCACUGGGGAUGUACAGGAACUCCCUUCUUCAGCGGUUCCUCGAGGCCUGGUACCAUCAAACCUUCCUAGGUUCCAAGUGCAGCUUCGGCGAUGACCGUCACCUAACCAACCGAGUGCUGAGCUUCGGCUAUAAGACAAAAUACACAGCACGAUCACAGUGUCAGACUGAAACGCCAACCCAAUACCUGCGUUGGCUCAACCAGCAGACUCGCUGGAGUAAGUCGUACUUCCGUGAGUGGCUCUAUAAUGCUUUGUGGUUCCACAAGCACAGCCUCUGGAUGACUUAUGAAUCUGUGGUUACUGGCUUCUUCCCAUUCUUCUUGGUAGCCACAGUCAUCCACCUCUUCUACCGUGGUAGGCUGUGGAACAUCUUGCUCUUCUUGCUGACCGUCCAGCUGGUUGGGAUGCUGAAGGCCACCUACGCCUGUUUCUUGCGCGGUAGCCUGGUCAUGAUCUUCAUGUCGCUUUAUUCUCUACUCUACAUGUCGAGCUUACUGCCUGCCAAAAUAUUUGCCUUACUCACAAUUAACAAAGCAGGGUGGGGAACUUCAGGCCGCAGGAAGAUUGUGGUAAACUUGAUCGGUGCCGUCCCUGUCACGGUGUGGACGCUGGUACUGCUAGGAGGUGUAGUGUAUACAAUUUACUGUGAAACACAGCAGCCAUUCAGUGACUCUGAAAAGGUGCUGUUGAUAGCAGGGACAGUACUGUAUGCCUGCUACUGGCUUAUUCUGCUGGUGCUUUACCUUUCAAUCGUAGCCAAACGCUGCAACAAGCAGGAGGAGCAGUAUCACCUCCCAUAUGCUGAGGCAUAAAGCUGCUUCAAGAAGGAUCGACAAGUCAA